GAAUCAUUGCGCGAGGAGCCUCCGAGUUGUGCUGGAGUAUCGGUGCCUUGUAGCUGGGGAAUUCGGUGCGCCGGUCCGUGAUAUGAGGAGAGAAGCCGAUUUGGGAGCUAUGUUGACUUGUUACAACUAUGGUUUUUUGAUUUAGGAUAUUUAAGAUGCAUGUUGGGAGCUUAAUAUCUAAACACCCAAUAUACAUAAAAUCUUUUGAUUUUGUAUUUAAUUUAUACUCAAUAAGUUAAUAACAUUAAAAUAAACCUAUUUUUGUGACGGAUAAUAAGAAUAUAUAUAUAUAUAUAUAUCACUUUAUAUUUCAAGUUUACAAUAAAGUAAAGUUCGUACAUUUUUGUAAUAAUAUUUUUAUAUUUGCAAUGCCUAAGUUCGUCCAUUGCCUGCCAACAUGAAUUGACCAUUUUGUAGGCUACUGUACAUACUUUGUUCAAACCAAAAGUCGUGCAUAUUUGCACACACGAAAAUAAAACGCUUGUGUUUGGUUCCUUUUGACUCCGGUAGUGAAAGAUUCCUGUGUACAAGAGAUCAAGCUAACUUUUCGUGCUGAUUACAUAAACAGAAAGUAAUUGGUGGAAAUUUAAUUCUGAUUAAAUAUUUGCUGACUAUUGUCAAAUAUAUGUACGUGCCGCCACGCUACAUUCUUUGUCCCUUGAAGUUGUUGCAUCGCAUAAAUAUCAGGGAUUGUUUGUUAUUGUGUGAAUUAAUACAGGCAGAGUUGAUCGAUACGUGGGCGUGCGUCAUCCGCACAACGCCACCAAACCUACCCCAGAGAUAAAGUGUUCAGUGCAAGGCAGAUAUUUUUAUUUUGCAUCUUGAUGAUGGAAGUCAGAUGGACUAACAAAAGUGAAGUACAGUCUGCUUACAUGUGGUACGUUUCCUGCCCCGUGUGGUUAGUGUAGAUGUUUCCGUAGCUGCAGCGAAGUGUAACGUCGUAGCCCGUAGAGAUUAUACACUGUUCGCAGCCGUGACCCGGGCGACUGCGCUUUUUGGCAUCAAGAGGAAAACAAAGCCCGAUAUCUCCUUAACGGAAAAGAAACGCCAUAUAAUCGGUGAUGUAAAUGUAACGGGAUUAUUAUUCACUCCGGGAAGAAUACAGCAGUAAAGUGGACCGCAUCUUACAGCAAUUCCAGAGACAACGGCUGGUCACUAACAAAGAUGAGCUACUGUUGUGCAUUUUUUUUUGCAGAAAGCUGCAUUCCUUGCAGUCUGGAGUUGACAGCUGAAGAGUCGUAAUUUUUUAUUACAGAAGUCGACAGCUUUUUCACAAUCGCAUUGUCUGAACCACUGAAACACUUUAUUUUAUUCUCGAAUGGACAUACCGUAGUAGUGGAAUCGUUUUGAUAUUUUAAUCGUACCUUUUUUGCCCGGUUGUGGUGCGGACAAAAAGACCAGUUUAGCGUUGCUGUUUGGCAGCCGAUUACUACUGGAAAUUAUGCCCGAAUUAAAAUGAACAAUAUAUCUUAAAAGGACACUGUAUCGGUCUGGGUUAAUGCUCUAAAGCCAUUUUCGUAUAUCAAAUGCUGGAGAAGAAUUAAACCGUCCGUGAUACGGUAACUUUUGUAAGAAUAUACAUAUCGAAUAUACUUUAAACACCGAGGACUGUUACAGUAUCAGCGGAAUAUGUUGUUGAAAGAGUACAGAAUAUGUAUGCCGCUAACGGUGGAGGAGUACCGGAUCGGACAGCUCUACAUGAUCAGCAAGCAUAGUCACGAGCAGAGCGACCGUGGGGAGGGCGUGGAGGUGGUGCAGAAUGAGCCCUAUGAGGACCCCGUCCACGGGUGCGGUCAGCUGACCGAGAAGCGGGUUUACCUGAACAGUAAGCUCCCCAGCUGGGCUAGAGCAGUGGUCCCGAAAAUCUUCUAUGUGACGGAGAAGGCCUGGAACUACUACCCCUACACCAUCACAGAGUACACAUGCUCGUUCCUGCCGAAGUUUUCCAUCCACAUAGAAACCAAGUAUGAGGACAACAAAGGCAGCAACGACCAUAUCUUCGACUGCGAAGCCAAGGAGCACGAGAGGGAGGUGUGCUUUGUCGACAUUGCCUAUGAUGAGAUUCCCGAGCGAUACUACAAGGAGUCAGAGGAUCCGCGCCACUUCAGGUCAGAGAAGACGUCACGGGGGCUGCUGCAGGAGGGCUGGCGGGACACACAGCAGCCCAUCAUGUGCUCCUACAAGCUGGUGACAGUCAAGUUCGAGGUGUGGGGGCUGCAGACUCGCGUGGAGCAGUUCGUGCACAAGGUUGUGCGGGACGUCCUACUCUUGGGACACAGGCAGGCCUUUGCCUGGGUGGACGAGUGGAUCGACAUGACAAUGGAUGAGGUGAGAGAAUUCGAACGUGCCACUCAAGAAGCGACCAAUAAGAAGAUCGGGAUCUUCCCCCCGUCCAUCUCCAUCAGCGAGACCCCCCUGGCAUCUUACGCCCGCAGCGGCCCCUCCAGUGCCCCCUCCACCCCCCUCACCACUGAGGCGCCCGAGUUCCUAUCCGUGCCCAAGGACCGGCCCCGGAAGAAAUCAGCCCCCGAGACACUCACACUGCCCGACCCCGCCCUCAACGAGCUGAACCUCCCUCUGCCCUCUUCCUCUGCCUGUCAUUCCAGUCCCCAGCCACCACAGUGACCACCCCCUCCCCCCAGAAAGACACAAUCACACCAACCCCCUCUGCCCCCCUCACAUAUACCUCCAUGUGUGGUGCUCUCUGCAAGUCCACUUACCUGCCACACUCCAUUAAUCUUCAGACCCUUAGCCCAUACUUCAGUGAUUCAUCUCCAAACUCUUUGGCUACAUUACGGUGAUUAAUGGCUGAACUCGCAAGCCAUACUUUGAUUAUUUAUUUCCUGGCCUGUUGUCGGCACCUGAAUUAGUUAUCUCCAAACACACUGCCGAUGUAUAAUGAGUUUAUUUCAAAACUCAUUGACCAGGGCCCAGAUUCCCCACGUUCAAUCUCAUGGGGCAAGUCCCAAAUGCCAGCCUGUCCGAGGUGUGCCAGCGUUCUGUACCAGCCGUAUUCUCAAACACAACAGGACCAGAAUGCAAUCGCUGUUGAUCUUUCAUGGUUUGUUUUGUAAUUGUCCAGCAAUGCUUCGUGAAAUCACAAGCGCAUGUACAUACUCACCGCUGUCGUAUUGCUGACUAUCAUGACUAAUUACUAUCUUAUAUAAUAACAUAUAUACCAUAUGAGUCAAAAAUAGGUUUUCUAUAUUAUUUUAUGUCAUAUUUGUCUGUAAAUAUUUGAAAACGAAACAAAAAAAACACAUCAUAUAGUCAAUGAAACAUGAGGAUGAAAGUGGUGGGUCAGUAUCUGCCUAAACUAUGAAGGACUUUCCUGCUCAAUCAGCUGUAACCCUGAUGGCAUGCUGGAGUAAGGUAGGUUGCUUUAGACUGCUUUAGACCGGCAAUGCAGACCCAGACCGUGAUCCAGCCUUCUCCAAGCAUUACAGUGGGAACCACUCACACAUAACGCAUCACUUACGACUUACAGCGUCUUACAAAUACACAGCAAUUAGAAAUGAAUACCACCUUCAACUAUUGUUAAUAGGCAACUGCAUGCAGUUCAAUUCACUGAUAAUUAUGGUUUCCAUUAGGUGUAAUAGAAUUUAAUGUUACUUAUCUAGCGUUACAUUUAUCUCCUUCUAACGAGUAAGUACAUUAGAUAAGUUCAUUAAUUAAUAGAACUAAUGGAUAAGUAGUGAUAAGUCCUCAAAUUGUUUUUACUUGAACGAACCUUCUUAUUGGUCCAUUAGAAUCGUUAUUACCAGUAUCUAGCGGGUAGAUAAUGAUUAUGUACAUUAUAAAAUAAUGCUUAACUAAAGUUUGGUUAAUAUGUCAAGUGAGAGUUGGUUCAUGGUUAAUUCAGAGCAUAACAGUAUAUUAUUUGUGACUCAUAAAGUCGUAUUUAGCCCUCCUAAUUGCUGGACAAAUACAUACCAAAUUGUGUAUAUAUCUCUAUCAUUCUGUCUUUGAGCAAGACUCCCACCCAAAUGUAAAGAUGUGAAAAUUACAGCCAGGUACAAUCUCAGUGUCUCAGGUCUCCGCGGUUCUGCUACCUACCCAGUGCUGUUAAUAUACAAGCCAUCAUGCCCAGUUGCUGCUCAAAAGAGGGUUAUUGCAGUUGUACUUUUAUAUGUGUACAGAAAUAUAAAUACCUGCUUUCAUCAACAAAGCUCAGAAUGGUUAUGCAGGCAGUGCAGAACACAGAGCUGAACUCAAAUGGCCUGCAGACCACAUUAAUAAUCGCUAAAUUCUUUGAACUACUGAAGAAGGGUCACUUUGAACCUUAAUGUUUUUCCUCUUCGCUCAUCUCUGGAGCUGCAACGGCAAACAGAGUUCAGGUCUAUUACAUGUGAACCGCGGUGUACAGCAGUUCUCUUUUGCGUCGAGGUUCAGUGUCUCUAGAAUUCAGAAUGAACUUGACUGUUCUUCCAUUGUCUCCAUCAGAUACAUUGGACUUUCUGAAACAUUGCGACUGUUCAAGGCUUUUUAUUUGUAUCGUCUCGAUCAGAACAAAAGCUGAAACACAACUGGGUGGAAAAAGGGGCAAAAUAAAUAGAGGGAUUUACUAAUCAUAACUCAAAGUACCAUACAUCGAUAGGUAGGCUAAUUUAUCCUUACUUGAGACUUCCAUUACAAAGAAGAUUCCUGUAUAAAGUACAUUUUUAUUCCUUGCUGUCCUCGGAAUGCCUGUUAGUCACGCUUCCUGGUGUAAGAGCAUUUUGGCUAAUAAUGAUGUUUAAUAAAGACAUUUAAUUCACAUUGAGUUGCUCAGUUUAUACCAAUUUUUUUUUCAUUUUGAGAAUUGUUGGGUACUGUUACGGGGGAGAACCGAUAGAUGCAAGUAUUCAUGGAGUGACGUCUGGAUAUAAACUUUUGAGUCUAUGGUGGUUUUUUCUGCCGCAUGAAAUCUUUGCGCAUAUAUUUAUAGAUAUAUAUAUAGAUAUAUAUAUGUAUAAUGUGUACAUGUAUCGAAUAUGGAGGGUUUGUUGGUGUUACUGUGGAAACUGUGGAAAACAUGAAUGCCAGUAUAAGAGGCCGUAUGCUCUGGUAAUGCAGAGUUUCUUCAGAAACCAAGCAUGCUCUGACGAGACCGUGCCUCCGCAUGCGGAUCUGUUCUCUGACCUCUAUACCAAACCUGUACGAUACCUGUGUAGCCUCGAAAAGUCCUGUCCUUUUUUACAUCGGGCUGCAUGUUGCUUCUCAGAAAGUGGAAGGUGGUAGUAACCCUUCCCUGUCUCACGACCACGUGUCAAAGUGUAUUGAGCUGCACGGAGUAUGAACAGAUCUGCACGGAACUGCACACUUGGUGCAGUAAAAAUGCUUCGUCACGCACCGAUCUGCUUGUUAAUAGCAUAUUACACCUUGAGCCCAUGUAUGUUUACUUUAAGCAUAAAGAUUAUAAUAGAGGCGUUAGGUGGAUCUAUGAACAGAAUUUUUUUAUCCAGGGAGAAAUUUCAUUUGGAACAUACCAAAUAUUUAUCAAAUGUCACCCCCUUGAGAGAAGUCUGCUUGAUAUACAUUUGGUAUGUCAAAUAAUUGCUAUCACUUGUGUAUUUCAGAGAUGUUGUGCCUAUACGGGUAUGCGCCAUAAUGUCUCAUAAGGUAAAAUACAUUACUGAUGCGUUUUAUAGGACGAUCCACAGGUCUAAGAAAUUAACCUGGUUACAGUUUAAUCUUGUAAAGUUAGUCUUACAUGGAUAUUAGGCUAAAAUAUCAAUUGUGCACAUACCACAAGGCUAUCAUUGUGUAUAGAUUCAAAUAUAUUUUGAAAUGUCUCAUGGAAACUGUACUUAGAUGUGAAACAAAGGCUUUUAAGUUCUUAUUGUGGCAUCUAAAUAUAAAGUUUAUUUGUGAAUUUGUGUGUCAUUACAGAGCUGCCUUUUUAUGUCUGAUAUUACCAUGUUAAUUUCUCACACGGUGAAUAAGCACAGUUUAUUCUUUUUAAUUGUUGUUAUCGUAUAAGUUUAAGAAUUUAUUGUUAGAGGUGUUAAGUGUCCCCAUGUUGUCUUUUAGAAGAAGCAUAAGGGUAGUUUUCAAGAACUGUUCCCAAAAAAUGUACCAAAUUUUAAAGAGAAUUUUCAGGAUGCUAGAUUGUUCCUAUAAAUUUGCAUAAUGCAUAACUCAUUUUACAUAUUUUAACAUAUAUCUACCAAUAAAUGAGGAACAGAUUGUCCACAAAACUGUUUCACUUUUCCAGUAUAUAUGUACAGAUUUUUUUUCUUUGCUUUUAUGAGUUCAGAAAUGUAUUUGAAAGUGUUUUCUGUUGACAGUGUUUUUUUAACAUGACACCUGUCUUUAAUGUAAACUUUAUAUAGAUUUUAUGAUCAAAAUAACAUGUACGCUUAGCAAUUGAUUUUAAUUUACUGUUACAGUAUUUUCUUAUUAUUAUUUUUGUCAGUGAAUUUGACAAACUUGCAAGCAAACAAGAUCAACCUGAUAUUAAUUUCACUUUGUAUGGUAUUCACUGUGGUUUUGUUUUGUUAUCAUUUUAACUAUAUUAAUAUAGGCAAAUGACCAUGUUCUGAGUGUUAGCCGGACUGCUGUGGAUUUCGAAGUAUUGAGCGCCAUGAUCAUUCGGCUGCUAUAAGCCGCUCUAAGUUCUUUCAUUUUGUCUGUGUGUUUUUUUAUUAUUGGGGUCGCACUUUCAUUUUACUUAGUUCUUGUAUAACUGCGGCAUAUUUUCUUAAAUAUUGUACUUAAUAAAGUUUAGUUGCAAUUA
This is a messenger RNA of Brienomyrus brachyistius, 6718 nucleotides long. Its product is annotated as cytoplasmic phosphatidylinositol transfer protein 1-like. The coding region runs from base 1630 to 2625 and encodes 331 amino acids. The transcript has 9 exons. Gene Ontology annotation, biological process: phospholipid transport. The record is from RefSeq and is a predicted model, not a curated record. Gene Ontology annotation, cellular component: cytoplasm. NCBI's taxonomy places the organism in Eukaryota, Metazoa, Chordata, Actinopteri, Osteoglossiformes, Mormyridae. Gene Ontology annotation, molecular function: phosphatidylinositol transfer activity; phosphatidylinositol binding.